Messenger RNA from Thecamonas trahens ATCC 50062, 1293 nucleotides. RefSeq lists its product as uncharacterized. Lineage: Eukaryota; Apusomonadida; Apusomonadidae. The transcript has 2 exons. The record is from RefSeq and is a predicted model, not a curated record. The coding region runs from base 1 to 1269 and encodes 422 amino acids. Gene Ontology annotation, cellular component: Golgi apparatus. Gene Ontology annotation, molecular function: protein binding.
AUGCUGUUUGACAACAAGACGGCGUCGCUGUGGAUCACCCACGGCUACGCGUAUGAGGCUGCCGUCUCUAACCCGUACUACAUCUCCAACACGUGGCGGUACUCGAUCGAGGGUGGCGCGUGGGUCCGGGUCCAGCCGUCACCCGAGCUGAUCGAGGAACGGCGGCGCAAAGUUGGACCGCCGUCGCCGUCGCCGGCGCAGGUCGCAGCGCUCAAGGCGUCGUCGGCUGAUGGGGUGCCCGAGGCGCGAAUGGCAGCGACGCUGACCCACAUUCCGGGCGAGGACGUUUGGCUGUUCUUUGGCGGUGACGACGGUGGGGCGCGGGCAUCGAUCCGGGCGUACGACGCGCGUGCGCUGUUCUCGGACGUGUGGAUGUUUGUCAUCUCGGACGACGGGAGCCAAUUUGCAUGGGAGCAUCUGGAGGGCGAGCCCGGGCCCAAGCUCCGGCACCACGCGGCGGCCGGCGUCGAUGGUGCAAUGUACGUCUUUGGCGGCCUCGCGUUUGACGAGGCGCAGGUCCAGGCUGGCGCUGCGGCCGGCCUCAACGGCAACGCUGUGCCACAAGCUGAUUUGUGGCGAUACGAGGUGGCAAGCCGCAAGUGGACGCUGCUCGAGUGCGCGGCGGCGACGGCGCCGGCGGCGCGCUUCGGCCACUCGCUUGUCGCCGGCCGCGACGGGAGCCUGGUUCUGUUUGGCGGCAAGGCCGGCGGCGGCGGCGGGCUCUCGGACGACGUCCACAUCUUUGACAUCCAGAGUUGCAGCUGGCGGGUUGUGGCCGCGCCGGCGGAGCCGCGGCCGGCGGCCCGCUACUACCACCAAGCCGCGGUGUUGGGAUCGGCCAUGAUGGUGUUUGGUGGGGCCGACUGCGAGCCGGGCACGUGCACGUGCAUGGGCGACCUUUGGGCGUUUGACCUCGUGGGCGAAUCGUGGUCGCUGGUCGAGGCCGGCUCGCGCGACAAUCCCGAGGCAUCCGCCAAGCAGUGGAAGCGGGCUCGGGCCCGCGAGCCGGAGCGCUACCCGAUUGCGCGAUACCAGCACUCGAUGGUGGCGUCGGAUAACGCGCUCUAUGUCUUUGGCGGCGAGUCGUUCCGGCCGUACGCGUACUACGCCGACGUGUGGCAGUUUGCGUUCCGUAUCGUCUCCCGCGAGUCGCCGUCGCUCGUUCAGCACCCUAUCCUCGCCUUUACCUGCCUCUUGGCCGUCCUCGGCUAUCUUGUCCAUCUCCUCGCGGUGGGUGUCUCGCGGCAGCCAGCCGACCACUUGCAAUGAUGGCAUAAAGGCCCCGCUGCGAUA